This is a messenger RNA of Salarias fasciatus (jewelled blenny), 3049 nucleotides long. Its product is annotated as E3 ubiquitin-protein ligase pellino homolog 2. The coding region runs from base 262 to 1548 and encodes 428 amino acids. The transcript has 7 exons. NCBI's taxonomy places the organism in Eukaryota, Metazoa, Chordata, Actinopteri, Blenniiformes, Blenniidae. Gene Ontology annotation, molecular function: ubiquitin protein ligase activity; protein binding. The record is from RefSeq and is a predicted model, not a curated record. Gene Ontology annotation, biological process: protein polyubiquitination; regulation of Toll signaling pathway.
GUAUCCUCUGCUACUGAACAGAUUUGUCGCGAUAGAAACUAGCUACACACCGGCAUUUAAGCUACGAAAAGAUGCUCCAUCAAGGGAUUAAAACAUUCAAACAAACGGCAAAAAGUCUUGAAAAACUUUACCCAACUGUGGCCAAACUUUGAUAGACCUCAGCCCCCAGACCACUUCCUUUCCAGUUCCCAGUGUGUUAGCAUUGUUUUAUCUCAUUGGCUUUGGACGCGUCUUUUUCUUCUUCUGGAGCAGUCCAGUCUGAUGAAUUCACCGAAAAAAGACGGAGAUGAUGAUGUGCCCGUUAAAGACCCGGUAAAAUACGGCGAGCUGGUCAUUUUGGGGUACAAUGGCUCUCUUCCAAGCGGAGACCGUGGGCGCAGAAAGAGCCGCUUCGCUCUGUACCGAAGGGCCAAGGCCAACGGUGUCAAACCCAGUGCCGUGCACAUCCUCAACACGCCACAGGACAGCAAGGCAGUCCACAGCAGGGGGCAGCACAGCAUCUCUUUCACUCUGUCCCGUAACCAGACGGUGGUGGUGGAGUACUGCCAUGACAACAACACAGACAUGUUCCAGAUCGGACGCUCCACAGAGAGUCCCAUCGACUUUGUGGUGACCGACACCUCCGGAGGAAGCAAGGAGGGAGAGGACCCCUCCAUCGCUCCCAGCACCAUCUCACGCUUUGCCUGCAGGGUGGUGUGUGAGCGCAACCCACCUUACACUGCACGCAUCUAUGCCGCAGGCUUCGACUCCUCCAAGAAUAUCUUCCUUGGGGAAAAAGCAACCAAGUGGAAAAACCCCGAUGGGCACAUGGAUGGUCUGACCACCAACGGCGUGUUAGUCAUGCACCCAGAGGGUUUCCCAGAGGACCCCAAGCAAGGCCUGUGGAGGGAGAUCUCGGUCUGUGGAGACGUUUACGCGCUGAGGGAGACGCGCUCCGGACCCAGCCGGGGCAAACUGGCGGAGGGAGAGAGCAGCGCGCUGCGUGACGGUUCCCUGGUCGAUCUCUGCGGCGCCACCCUGCUGUGGCGCACCGGAGAGGGACUCAUGCGGGCCCCCACCCUGCGGCACCUGGAGGCCCUCCGUCAGGAGCUCAACGCGUCCCGGCCUCAGUGUCCCGUCGGCCUCAGCACGCUGGCCUUCCCCAGCCUCCCGCGCAGCCACAGCCUUGAAGAGCGUCAGCCCUGGGUCUACCUCACCUGCGGCCACGUCCACGGACGCCACGACUGGGGCCACAGAUCGGAAGGAGAAGUGGAGCCGGCGGAGGGCGAGGGCUCCACGGCCCGGCGGGAAUGUCCCCUGUGCAGGAGCCUGGGCCCCUACGUGCCCCUGUGGCUGGGCUGCGAGCCCGCCGUGUACGUGGACGCCGGCGCGCCCACCCACGGCUUCGUGCCGUGCGGCCACGUCUGCUCAGAGAGGACAGCCAGGUACUGGGCCGAGACCCCACUCCCCCACGGGACGCACGCCUUCAGGCCCGUCUGCCCCUUCUGCUCCGCCGCCCUCAGCUCCCCCGGCUGGACGCGCCUCAUCUUCCAGGGCCCCAUCGACUAGUCGCCACCUCCUCAGCCGCCACCGUCACAUUAACAGGAAGCCACCUGAGCUUCAUUCAUGUCGCAAAUACUGAGCAGUGCCAAGAGGUAAGGAUUUCGGACAUGAUUCGAUGCUGUCGGCUCACUUCCUGUGGGCACGGCGGCCCGCUGCAGUAUUGUGCCUCAGAAUGAAGCUCAGCGCUGAAGAAUCCGUCGCCUUGUUUAUCCUUCAGUGCUUGUUUAUUGGUGUGAGAUCAGAAGAGUUGGGUCAUGAAACAAGAUGGACGAAUCAGUACUGUAAAUUAAUUUGCUUUUUUAUUGCGUCUACCAGCCGAGUCUCCUUCAACAAUGCAUCAUUCACAGAAGUAACUUCCAGAGCGGUUAACAGCCAUGCCGCUCGACUCCACACCAACAUGCAACGUCACCUCGUCCUUUAACACAACACAGGAGUAGCUGAGUCAUCAGGUUUAAACGCCCUCGUACGAUGAGCUGAUCAUUAUAUUUCUGCACUAUUUAAAGCAAUGGCCUUGUUUCCCAGUUUACCUGCAGUUUAUUGCAGGUUCAAGAUAUAUAAAGAAAAACAAAAACCCUAUUGCACUUCCAGGUCUGCUAUCUCACCACGUCUCGCUUUAUCAGUCACGUCACGCUGACAGCGCUGUCACCACAUGUCAGAUUUUGUGGAUUUAUUAUUGGUUGCUUCAAGUGUUUGAUCGCAAAACAAAACAUCUUCAUCUUGAUAGAUGUGCUGUCUUAGUUGGCUCUUUUUUUCUUUUUUUUUUCCUUCUGCUGUUUUCUAUUUUUGGCAGUUUGUUUUCAGAGCAGUAUUAACCGCUUAUGGUCAAUUUAAAAGGUUUUUCUUUCAUGCAGCACUGAAAGUUAGAAAAUGACGACAUUUUAAGGAUAUACAGGUCUCAUGUUUUGUCUUUACAUAUCCUUCUAGCGUUGAAUCUAUGCAGAGAACCCCUUCCGCACUCCACUUCUUGUGUAGUAUUUGGUUGGACAGAACCCCCACUGUGGCUGAUUAGCGGCGAAGCACCGGUGGGAGAAACGCGCUCGGAAGAUCUUAUCCCGAUCAGGAAGCAGAGCGAGGAUAAACAAAGGCACGAAAACUGGGUAAACUCCACUUCACAACUCUACCAAGCAAUAACGGCACUCCCAUAGAUAAUAAGCUAGAUGUUGUGCGCGAUGUUUAGCCGGGCGUGCGGUCAGCAGGCCCUUCAGACGCGGCUGAGACGGAUUCCAGGUUAAGGGCUCAACCAGAGGCGUGUUCAACUCCACGGCUGCUCCUCACACUCCACACCGGCUCUCUCUCUGGGGACGUGCGGUGUCACCAACGCGCCCGAAUUUAGAGAAGAUUAACCAACCAAAUCCAGCCGGACCGUUCCCGCCGUUGAACACGCCUCUGGUUACCGAAUCGCGCUGAACAGGGUCCACGUUGGUGUGAUGGCGCGUCGACGAGUUUGACCUUGUGUAACCUCAAAAGAAUACUCUUUUGUUUUGAAGAAAAUAAAAAGCUAUUUUGU